Carassius auratus (goldfish) is the source of this 1970-nucleotide messenger RNA. Its product is annotated as voltage-gated potassium channel subunit beta-1-like. The record is from RefSeq and is a predicted model, not a curated record. The transcript has 6 exons. Gene Ontology annotation, cellular component: membrane; voltage-gated potassium channel complex; juxtaparanode region of axon. Gene Ontology annotation, biological process: potassium ion transport; regulation of potassium ion transmembrane transport; transmembrane transport. Gene Ontology annotation, molecular function: transmembrane transporter binding; potassium channel regulator activity. Bases 462 to 1049 code for a protein of 195 amino acids. Lineage: Eukaryota; Metazoa; Chordata; Actinopteri; Cypriniformes; Cyprinidae.
CAAAACAUGGCUAAAUUGGCUAAGUAUGUUUGUCCUUUCAGAGGUGAAUUUCUUAAUUUAAUCUGGUUUAUUCUAGAAUUCGGGUAAAGUAACUUGAUUUUUACAAUUCAGAGACCCUCUCUUGUAAAUUUAAUAGGUUAUCUGUAACUGUUGAAUAACUUGAAUAAUGUGUUGACCUUUUGACCAGGUGAUGGACAGCUGUGUAUAUUACACCAUAAGUAAAACAAAAGCAUUUUAUUGGUUCCGAUUUUUUUGAAUGACUUAAUGAAAUACAAGCCCAAAGUCGCUUAAUAAGCAGACAUGUCAACACAGUGCAAGUAGAGGACGUGAACAGCACCAUCUAAUGGUACCCAGGCACAGAUGAUUUCUCUGUGAUGGAUCUCAAAGCAAACUAAUCCAGAAACUUGGCUGAUAUUUUUGUAUGUACAUGUGUGUUUUGUGUUUUAGAGAUAGUGAGAGCCAUGACGCAUGUCAUUAAUAAUGGGAUGUCCAUGUACUGGGGCACGUCACGCUGGUCAGCGAUGGAGAUCAUGGAGGCGUAUUCUGUAGCAAGGCAGUUUAAUCUAAUUCCUCCUGUGUGUGAACAGGCCGAAUAUCAUUUAUUCCAGAGGGAUAAAGUGGAAAUGCAGUUGCCAGAGCUUUACCAUAAGAUUGGUGUUGGAGUGGUUUCCUGGUCUCCUCUAGCCUGUGGCAUCAUCACAGGGAAAUAUGAAAACGGCAUCCCAGAAUCCUCCAGGGCCUCUAUGAAGUCAUACCAGUGGCUGAAGGAGAAGAUUCUGAGUGAGGAUGGCAGAAAGCAGCAGGCCAAGCUUAAGGAAUUGACCCACAUAGCUGAGAGGCUCAGCUGUACCCUGCCACAGCUUGCCAUCGCCUGGUGCCUCCGUAAUGAAGGAGUGAGUUCUGUUCUCCUGGGGACCUCCAACCCUGCACAGCUCACUGAGAACCUGGGGGCGAUACAGGUUCUUCCAAAGAUAACCACUCAAGUGGCCUCGGACAUCGACAAAAUCCUGGGUAACCGUCCCCACAGUAAGAAGGACUACCAUCAUUAGGCCUUUCUGUGAACCUGUAAGCCUUGAGACUCAGGAUCUCGUGCCAGACCUCUUGUUUCAGCGGGUGUCCACAGUGUGUGAUUCCCACCAUUGUGUGUCUGUGUCAACUUCUCCUGCAGAGAGCCAUUGUUACUGUUACAGUAGAAAUGCUAAAGUGUUAUGCAUGCUUCUGUUCGACCUAUACCUGAGCUCAUCCUCGCAUUAAGAUCUCUGUGGAGACACACCUGCCUGUGAAGCACGGAAGCUCCCGGACUCCCUCGUCUGUGGGGUUUUGUAUUCAGCCGUCAUAACCCAUAUGUGCCAAAGUGAACAUCGUCUUGACCCUUGACCUCCAGACAUCCAUUCUGAACAGGGACAAAUGGCCCUGAUUAUGGUCUAUAAAAAGUAAAGUAAGGAAACACACUGCAUAUCAUUCUGAGAAUGUACAAACUAAGAACUUUGAUGUAUGGCAGAGCAGCAUAUAGAGUUGAACUGUCUACACUGGUAAAAAUGUGUUGGAUUAAAAAGCCAUCAACAGUAAAGUGGGCUGUUAUUGUGUUUAAAUGUUCUCCAGGAAGUUGUACAUCUUUAAACGACCAUCUGUGUAUGUUUCCUUUGUAAACCCUGCAAUUUGUGUAAAUUCCGUUCAACAAUUUCUUACUUCUCCAUUGUUUUAAAUGUGCAUUAUAUAAGUAACUUAGUUUGUGUUCUCCAGUGUUUAAGUUACACUGGUUAAAAAUUUAAAUGCUUGCUGCUUUAUUUGGCAACUUUUGAGCUGCUAAGCAGUAAAUACUUGAGUCCCGAGCGUGACAGAAAUGCACAACUACUAAAAGCAACUAGUUCCUGUCCAUGACAAAUGGGGUCAGAAUGUUUACAGACUUGAAAAUGAUGAAGCUGUUAAUUAAUGCAUUGUGCAGAGUGCUUUUAACAUUAAAAUAAAAA